AGAGAGCAGAAAGCCAGGAGUCCUCAGACCAGCUCUGCCUGCUACAGGGAAGAUGAAGUUCUUCCUGGCUGCCCUCCCCUUCCUCAUUCUUGCUACUGCCCUUGGAUCCCGGGUCCAGGUCCUUCAUGAACCCAUGGUGGCGAAACUUCAGCAUGAACCCUUAAUACACAGGGAAGGUAAAGCAGGCUUUCUCCGUCCCUCUGACUGCUGCCCAGACUACAAACGAAAAAUUCGAUGUGCAAACAUGAAAGAUUUUUUUGAAACAAGCAGUGGGUGCUCCCGGCCAGGUGUCAUCUUCCUCACCAAGAAGGAGAGGCUUGUCUGUGCUGACCCCCUUGAUUUGGAAGUUCAGAAUUGCAUGAGGUCCCUGAGGAAGAACCUAAUAAUGCAGAUGUUGCUUGAGAAGAAGGAAUACUAGGGGCCACUCACCCCACCUCCAACUGGUUUGUCCCAACUCCCUCCUGGGAUUUUCUUGGCCUGAAUUAUUUUUCAAAAAGCAACAACUACUGUUCUUUCUGUUCUGGUUAUAAAAGCAAUGCAUUAAUAAAGAGUAUCCGAUAUAACUUUCCUUGAAUUUCAAGAGGAAAAAGAAACUAUAGGAACUGCUGAAAUUUGGAUUCUGUGGGUUUUUUUCCAAAUGAUGUGCCAUAAUAGAAUUUUUUAAAAGCUAAAAACAUUCAAACUCAUUCAAACAUAGAUUGAAUAUGUGUCAAAAUGUACUUAACCCAUUCAAUGAGGGAAAACUGAGUCAAAGAUCAUCUGAGGAACAGAGAUUUAUACAGUUAGUUGGGGAUGGCAUUCUGAAAUGUUAAGUCAGAGAAAAACAGAUUAAUAUCCUAUAGGAAAAUAAAAUUGUAACA
Messenger RNA from Neomonachus schauinslandi (Hawaiian monk seal), 860 nucleotides. RefSeq names its product C-C motif chemokine 15-like. NCBI's taxonomy places the organism in Eukaryota, Metazoa, Chordata, Mammalia, Carnivora, Phocidae. Gene Ontology annotation, molecular function: CCR chemokine receptor binding; chemokine activity. The coding region runs from base 53 to 418 and encodes 121 amino acids. Gene Ontology annotation, biological process: lymphocyte chemotaxis; monocyte chemotaxis; neutrophil chemotaxis. Gene Ontology annotation, cellular component: extracellular region. The transcript is spliced from 4 exons. The record is from RefSeq and is a predicted model, not a curated record.